ACCCUCUACAGUGACCAGGCAGGGCUCUGCUCAGGGGUAGGUAAGGUACUGCCCUGGCUUGGCCAGGGUCCCUUGGUGGCCCCAGAAAGACAAGUGUGCAUCGCCCCGCCCCCACGCCUGCUGCCCAGGGGCUUGGCCACCAGUGAGUGCCCAGGACCCACGGGGUCCCCAGCUGCCCUUUGAUUCAGAUGCUGGAGGCCCCGCCCCUGCUGUGGGCGGCCGCCGCGCUGGGCCUGACUCUGCUGGGGCUGAUGCUGUUCCUGUGCCGCCGCCGGCACUGGGCUUUGCUGCGGAUCGGCUACAACGAGCUCCUCCUGCAGCCGCUCCGGAACCUGCUCAUGGGCGACAGCAAGGAGCAGCGCAUCCUGCGCCACGUGCGGCAGCACGCGCAGCGCGGGGACCCGCAGAGCGUGCUGGACGCCAUCGACACCUACUGCUCGCAGAAGGAGUGGGCCAUGAACGUGGGUGACAAGAAAGGAGAGAUCAUGGACUCCGUGAUCCGGGAGUACCGCCCCUCUCUGGUGCUGGAGCUGGGAGCCUACUGCGGCUACUCGGCGGUGCGCAUCGCCCGUCUGCUGCCCCCUGGCGGGCGGCUGCUCACCAUGGAGAUCAACCCCACCUAUGCGGCCAUCACCCAACAAAUGCUGGACAUUGCUGGCCUGCAGGACAAGGUCACUGUGCUGCUCGGGGCGUCCCAGGACCUCAUCCCCCAGCUGAAGCACAAGUAUGACGUGGACACACUGGACAUGGUCUUCCUGGACCACUGGAAGGAGCGCUACCUGCCGGACACAUUCCUGCUGGAGGAGUGUGGCCUUCUGCGGAAGGGGUCGGUGCUGCUGGCCGACAACGUCAUUGUCCCAGGGGCUCCUGACUUCCUGGCCCACGUGCGCGGGAGCAGCAGCUUCGAAUGCACGCACUACAGCUCUUUCCUGGAGUACAUGCCGGUGGUGGACGGGCUGGAGAAGGCCAUCUACCUGGGCCCAGGCCGCCCGAACUGACCUUGGCCGUGCCCCCUGCCCUAGUCUCUCCCCAAGCUGGUCCCUGCCAACCCCGCUUCAGCUGUUGGGGGUCCAACAGGCCUGGCCCUGGUCUUGGCUGGCCUCCCUGGACUGUGGCUUUGGGCUGAGCAAACUUGGCCCACUGCAAAGGGCUACUGGCUCACCACGCAAAACACCUGCCUGGACCCUGGGAAAGCCUAAUAAAGGCUGACUCGGAGCAGGCGGGGCCCUGGACAGCGCCCCCGCCUCAGCCAAUGAGACUCCAAUGGGGCCCUGUACUCUUGAGUGCAGGCACAGCCCGGAAGUGGAUGCACCUGCGCGCUGUGGGGGCCUUGCACUCAAGUUGUCCACCAGGCGGCAGCACUGCCCAGCUGCAGCACCAGCGGCCGACACUCAUGGGACAGCGGGCCCCCUGCGCCUUCACCUCCAUUUAAGAAUGCGUUCUCACCUCUUUACUAAGUCCAUCUUUAUGGGACAGGGAAGCCAAGUGCCAUGUUUGUUUGCUUUUAUAACAACAAAACAAUUAGUCCUGCAUUUUUUUUUUAUUGUGAUAAAAUACACAGAAUCUACUCUUUGCCAUUUUA
Molecule: messenger RNA, 1582 nt
Organism: Lepus europaeus (European hare)
Lineage: Eukaryota; Metazoa; Chordata; Mammalia; Lagomorpha; Leporidae
Product: catechol O-methyltransferase-like
Exons: 5
Coding region: 189-998 (269 amino acids)
Biological process (GO): developmental process; dopamine metabolic process; catecholamine catabolic process
Cellular component (GO): dendrite; membrane; axon
Molecular function (GO): catechol O-methyltransferase activity; magnesium ion binding
Source: RefSeq, a predicted model, not a curated record